Staurois parvus is the source of this 306-nucleotide messenger RNA. The record is from the annotation of a GenBank genome assembly. Lineage: Eukaryota; Metazoa; Chordata; Amphibia; Anura; Ranidae.
CUAACUGCAGUGUUUAGUUUGUGUGUGUGUUUUACUUUCUAUCACUUCCACUUCUUUCCAGUAGUUGAAAUGUCCAAAAGACAGAAUCCUGUGUGUUCUCUGUUGUAGGCAACGCUUUUGUGUGACCUGAUUCUCCUUUACCUGGACAGUAAAGCCAGUUUCUACUGGGAGUGUAAAUAUGAAGAGGCUAAACCACCAAAAGGCCAACAAGCGGAACAAUCUACGAUCAACAAUGAUGAAACAUCCACUAACAAUGACUGAAUCAGAACGGAUGUUUUCUAAGGCCUUAGCAAUCAGUUGAAACAU